Molecule: messenger RNA, 3920 nt
Organism: Neomonachus schauinslandi (Hawaiian monk seal)
Lineage: Eukaryota; Metazoa; Chordata; Mammalia; Carnivora; Phocidae
Gene: EGF
Product: epidermal growth factor
Exons: 25
Coding region: 1-3594 (1197 amino acids)
Molecular function (GO): calcium ion binding
Source: RefSeq, a predicted model, not a curated record
AUGCUGCUCUUCCUAAUCAUUCUGUUGCCAGUAGUUUUUAAAUGUAGUUUUGCUAGUCUCUCAGUCCUGGAACAAUGGAACUGUCCUGGAGGCUCUCCCCCAGGAAAGGGGAAUUCUACUUGUGUGGGUCCUGCACCCUUCUUAAUUUUCUCCCAUGGAAGCAGUAUCUUUAGGAUUGACCUGGAAGGAACUAAUCAUGAGCAACUGGUGGCAGAUGCUGGUGUAGCAGUGAUCAUGGAUUUUCAUUACAAUAAGGGAAGAAUUUAUUGGGUAGAUCUAGAAAGACAACUUUUGCAAAGAGUUUUUCUGAAUGGGACAAGGCAAGAGAGAGUAUGCAACAUAGAGAAAAAUGUUUCAGGAAUGGCAAUAAAUUGGAUAAAUGAAGAACUUAUUUGGUCAAAUCAACAGGAAGGAAUCAUUACAGUAACAGAUAUGAAAGGAAACAAUUCCCGAGUUCUCUUAAGUGCCUUAAACUAUCCUGCAAAUGUAGUAAUUGAUCCAGUAGAAAGGUUUAUAUUUUGGUCUUCAGAGGUGGCUGGCAGCCUUCACAGAGCAGAUCUCAAUGGUGUGGAAGAGAAGAUUCUGUUAGAGACGACAGAAAGAAUAACAGCUGUGUCAUUGGAUGUGCUUGAUAAACGGCUUUUUUGGAUUCAGUACAACAGAGAUGGAAGCAAUUCUUAUAUUUGUUCCUGUAAUUAUGAUGGAGGUUCUGUCCAUUUUAACAAACAUCUUACACAGCACAAUUUGUUUGCAAUGUCCCUUUUUGGUGAUCGGAUCUUCUAUUCAAUAUGGAAAAAGAAGACAAUUUGGAUAGCUAACAAACACACCGGGAAGGAUAUGGUUAGAAUUAACCUCGACCCAUCAUUUGUACCAACUGUUGGAAUCAAAGUACUGCAUCCACUCUUACAGCCCAAGGCAGAGAGUGAUGCUUGGGCAUGUGAUCAGAAACCCUGCAAAUGGAGGAAAGGUAACUGCAGAGGUAGCAUGUGUGGUCAAGACUCGAAGUCCCAUUUGUGCACAUGUGCGGAGGGAUAUACUUUAAGCCAAGAUGGAAAGUACUGUGAAGAUGUCAAUGAAUGUGCCUUUUGGAAUCAUGGAUGUACUCUCGGAUGUGAAAACAUCCCCGGUUCUUAUUAUUGCACAUGCCCUGUAGGAUUUAUUCUGCUUCCUGAUGGGAAACGGUGUCAUCAAUUAAUUUCCUGUCCAAGCAAUACAUCCAAAUGUAGCCAUGACUGUGUUCUGACAUCAGAUGGUCCCGUAUGUUUUUGUCCUGAAGGCUCAGUGCUUGAGACAGAUGGAAAAACAUGUAGUGGCUGUUCAUCACCUGAUAAUGGGGGCUGUAGCCAGCUCUGCCUCCCUCUCAGCCCAGGCUCCUGGGAAUGUGGUUGCUUUCCUGGGUAUGAUCUACAACUGGACAAAAAAAGCUGUGUGGCGUCAGGACCACAACCAUUUUUACUGUUCGCCAAUUCUCAAGAUAUUCGACACAUGCAUUUUGAUGGAACAGAUUAUAGAACCCUGCUCAGCCAGCAAAUGGGAAUGGUUUUUGCCCUUGAUCACGACCCUGUGGAAAAUAAGAUAUACUUCGCCCAUACAACCCUGAAGUGGAUAGAGAGAGCUAAUAGGGAUGGUUCCCAGCGAGAAAGGCUUAUUGAGGAAGCAGUAGAUAUGCCAGAAGGUCUUGCCAUCGAUUGGAUUGACCGUAAAUUCUACUGGACGGACAGAGGGAAAUCUCUCAUCGAAGGGAGUGAUUUAAAUGGAAAACAUCGUGAAAUAAUCAUUAAGGAGGACAUCUCUCAGCCACGAGGAAUUGCUGUCCACCCAAUGGCCAAGAGAUUAUUCUGGACUGAUAUGGGGAUUAAUCCACGAAUUGAAAGUUCUUCCCUUCAAGGCAUUGGCCGACUGGUUAUAGCUAGUUCUGAUCUGGUCUGGCCCAGUGGAAUAACGAUUGAUUACUUUACUGACAAAUUGUAUUGGUGUGAUGCCAAGCUGCCUGUGAUUGAAAUGGCCAAUCUGGAUGGUUCAAAACGCCAAAGACUUGCCCAGAACGAUGUAGGGCACCCAUUUGCUGUGGCUGUGUUUGAGGAUCAUGUGUGGUUCUCGGAUUGGACAAUGCCAUCGGUAAUAAGGGUGAACAAGAGGACUGGCAAAAAUCGGGUACGUCUCCGAGGCAGCAUGCUGAAGCCUUCAUCACUGGUUGUAGUUCAUCCAUUGGCAAAACCAGGAGCACAGCCCUGCUUACAUCAAAAUGGAGGCUGUGAACAUAUUUGCCAAGAAAGGUUUGGAACUGCUCAGUGUUUGUGUCGUGAAGGUUUUGUGAAAGCCCCAGAUGGGAAAACGUGUCUGGCUCUGAAUGGUCACCAGAUACCGGCAGGUAGUGAAGCAGAUCAAGUAAUGCCAUUGGAUGUCUUAUCCAGGAAUAGAGGAUUUGAAGAUAACAUUACAGAAUCUCAGCAUUUGCUAGUGGCUGAAAUCAUGGUAUCAGAUGCUGAUGACUGUGGUCCUGUGGGAUGCAGUACACGGGCUCAGUGUGUUUCAGAGGGAGAAAAUGCCACAUGUCAGUGUUUGAAAGGAUUUACUGGGGAUGGAAAACUAUGUUUUGAUAUGGAUGAAUGUGAGACGGGCAUCACAAUUUGCCCUCCCACCUCCAAGUGUGUCAAUACUGAAGGUGGCUAUGUCUGCCGGUGCUUGGAAGGCUACCGAGGUGAUGGAAUUCACUGUCUUGAUAUUAAUGAGUGCCGAUUGGGCAUACACACUUGUGGGGAGAAUGCCACCUGUACAAAUACGGAGGGAAACUACACCUGCAUGUGCGCCGGCAGCCUGUCUGAACCUGGGCGGAUAUGCACUGACUCUACGUCUCCUUCUCAUCUCAUGGAGGAUGGCCACCCUUCUGUGAGAAAUGGUUACCGGGAAUGCCCCUCAUCCUAUGACGGCUAUUGCCUCUAUAACGGUGUGUGUAUGUACAUCGAAGCAGUUGACAGAUAUGCAUGCAACUGUGUCUUUGGCUACGUGGGGGAGCGAUGUCAGCACCGAGACUUGAAAUGGGAACUGCGCCACGUUGGCCAGGGGAGGCAGCAGCAAGUCACCGUGGUGACCGUCGGCGUGGUGGGGCUCGUCCUGCUGCUGCUGCUGGGGCUGUGGGGGGCUCACUGCUGCAGGACUAAGAAGCUGCCAUCAAAAAAUUUAAAGAAUCCUGAUGAAGAGUCGAGCAGAGAAGUUUGCAGUAGCAGGUCUACAGACAGCGAGGCCGGGAUGGCCUCUUGUCCCCAGCCCUGGUUUGUGGUGCUAAAGGAACACCCAAAUCUCAGGAAUGGAAGUCAACCUGUGGCCCUCAAGGAUGGUGAGCCAGCAGAUGGCACACUGCAACGGCCGUCAUGGAGAAAUGAACCCCAGGUGUAUAUGGGCACAGAGCAAGGCUGCCGCACUCCACCACCCAGUGACAGAGGCUCUGGUCCCCAGGCAACGAAGCAGAGCUUUUCUCUCCCCUCCUGUGGGGCACAGCCCAUUGCUUUGGGGGUUGAGAAGCCACAUUCUCUCCUGUCAGCUAACCCUUAUUGCAGCAAAGGGCCCCAGAGCCACCACACCAAAAGCAGCUGACUCGGUGAAAACUGGAAUUAAAAGGAAGGUCAAAAAGGAUAAGCUGUACCAAUAGAUGGUAAUACUCCAUUUCAAAAAGUAGAGGGAAGAUACAGAUUUGGGUUCCACAGUCUCUGCAACUGAUCACCCAUUCAGGCUCCUGGAGACAAAUAGGGAGUCAUCCUUUUUCUUCCUUCAAGCAGUCCUGUUGCCGAUUUUCAAGUAUGAGUAACUGGGAGAAUCACUAGGUAACUCAUUAGAAAUCAAAGCACAGUAUUACUUCGUAAGCUGUGUUGUCUUCAAUAGUCAAUACAGAUAGGUACUUUUUUCUCUGCAGCUCCAGAAGA